Molecule: messenger RNA, 2151 nt
Organism: Myripristis murdjan (pinecone soldierfish)
Lineage: Eukaryota; Metazoa; Chordata; Actinopteri; Holocentriformes; Holocentridae
Product: zinc finger protein 503-like
Exons: 2
Coding region: 338-2032 (564 amino acids)
Biological process (GO): negative regulation of DNA-templated transcription
Cellular component (GO): nucleus
Source: RefSeq, a predicted model, not a curated record
AUUACCUCGGGGUCUCAUUUUGAUUGGAAGGCGGCAAAGGCUGUGAUCUCAGGACUAAUUCAGAUGCUGCCGGAGGGGAGGGGGGUGUUUUUCCUGCCCACGACCCACGUAUACUGAGAGUGCACUCGGACCCGCAGCCACACUGUCAGAGCGUCGCCGGGGAUGAAGCCACACGGUCGCGGCUGUGAUACGCACGGAUUCUGCUCAGACAUUCCGCGUCUCUUUUAAGGAUUUAACAUUAUUGCUCGGGCAAAGGCUUUAACCGCAUGACGCUUUGACUCUUGGUUGUCUUUACCCUACACAUGUAUUUUUCAACUAUUUCCACGAGAAUUGGGUCAUGAUCACAUCGCCCACGGUCUCUGUCCUGAGAAAUAGCACGAAUCCAGCCUGGGAGAGCGGCUCCUCGGGGGAGAAGGGCGCAGUGAAGAUCAACCACCUAUCUGUUUACAACUCCGUCUCUCCCACAGAUCCUUCUCGGCAAGCCAGUCGUCUUCCCAUAAAGGUUUUGAAAAUGCUCACGGCUCGGGGAGGACACAUUUUGCACCCGGAGUACCUGCAACCCUUACCGUCCACUCCUAUCAGUCCUAUUGAGCUGGAUGCCAAGAAAAGUCCACUGGCUCUUUUGGCUCAAACGUGCUCUCAGAUUGGUAAACCGGAUCCUCCGUCUUCCUCCAAACUAUCGUCUGUAACCACAAAUGGAUCUAGUGACAAGGAGACGAAAUCCGGACCGCUGAAAAUGAGCGACAUCGGAGCCGAAGAUAAAUCUAGCUUCAAACCCUACUCCAAAUCGUCAGAGAAGAAGGACUCGACCAGCAGUCUCAGUGGGGAUAAAACUAGUUUCCGAGUGCCUAGCGCCACCUGCCAGCCGUUCACCCCCAGGACAGGCAGCCCUAGCUCCUGCACCUCCGUUUCUCCACUGCCGUCUGAAGGCAAACCGGGAGAGAAGGAGGAAAAGAAGGAGGCAGAUAGCAAUAAAACCAGUUCGACGGAGAGCAAUGGUAGCCAUAGGAUAAGUGGGAUUAACUCCGAUGCAAACCAACACCAGGAGAGCACAUCUGGGUCCAAAACUGUUACGUCAGACUCAACAUCUGUAACCUCAUCGUCCUCCUCCGUUCUCGGGUCUGGACUGGUGGCCCCUGUUUCUCCCUACAAGCCCGGUCAUACAGUUUUCCCCUUGCCACCUGCUGGUAUUUCCUAUCCUGGAAGUUUAGCAGGUGCAUAUGCAGGUUAUCCGCAGCCGUUUCUCCCUCCUGGAAUGACUCUAGACCCCACCAAAUCAAGUAGCCAGCUUUUAAGCGCACAGUUUGCUGCUGCCAGCUCACUUGGAUGCAGUAAGGCAGGAACAAGCCCCUUAGCUGGAGCAUCACCCCCCUCUCUAAUGUCUGCAAGUCUGUGUCGAGACCCAUACUGCCUGAGUUACCACUGCGCAAGCCAUUUGUCCGGCGCAUCCAGCGCCAACUGCGCACAUGACUCUGCGGCUGCUGCUGCGGCCGCCACUGCGCUGAAAUCUGGAUACCCACUCAUGUACCCGACGCACCCCUUGCAUGGAGUGCAUUCCUCGGCGCCCUCUUUCAGCGGGCACCCGUUAUAUCCUUAUGGCUUUAUGCUCCCCAACGACCCCCUGCCGCAUGUUUGCAACUGGGUGUCUGCCAAUGGACCUUGCGACAAGCGCUUUUCUUCCUCCGAGGAGCUUCUCGGUCACUUGCGGACUCACACGGCCUUUGCCGGUACGGAGAAGUUGAUAUCGGGGUACCCGGGGUCAUCUUCGCUCGCAAAUGCUGCUGCUGCCGCUGCAAUGGCUUGCCACAUGCAUAUGCCACCAAACGGUAGCCCUGGUAGCCCCAGCACACUGGCCCUCAGGGGCCCGCAUCACCCCCUCGGACUGAGCAGUCGCUAUCACCCGUACUCUAAAAGCCCCCUGCCUACUCCCGGGGCCCCAGUGCCGGUCCCCGCAGCCACUGGUCCAUAUUACUCUCCGUACGCGUUGUAUGGACAAAGACUGACAACAGCAUCGGCCUUAGGAUACCAGUAGAGACAAAGAAUUAUACAUAACAUUUAUAAAGGAGAUUUAGGCCCAAUGAGUUUUAUAUUGUACUUCAUGCAGGGACGGGAUCCAUGUGGGGAUCAAUGUAUUUAUUUGCGAUAGCUCCA